GGAGCCGGUAGACGAACGUUUCCAGUAGGACAACAUUCAGCUAACUGUGCGGUUCGUUCAGUCCAUCUCUGUCCUUACGAAAGGCUCGCGUGUCCGGCGCCUCCUGAAUUGCUUGCUAGAAGGACGACAGUUUUCCUAUUGACGCUUUCUCUAAGAAAACAACAACGAAAUGGGGAGUGAAAAGGAAACAAUCAAAAGAAGCCUUACGAACAUCGGACAGGAAGACUAUUACAUCAGAGGCAUUGAAGGUUGGAACAAAAUGGCUUCUCCCACAUCGCGCCCUGAGCCCGCCCUUUCUUGGCUGGACAGUGCUAUCCGGGUGAAGCCUUUGCAACUCGCUGACAGCUGGAAGAAGCAACAGGUGGAAGACGCAUUGAAGAAGAUCCAUCUGACUGGAGCCCAAGUGUUGCGCAUCAAGGAAGUAUUCCAUAGUGAGGUGGAGCGUGGAAUACACGAACAACCAUCGUCUUUGCAGAUGGAGAACACUUAUAUCCCAGAACUGCCCAAUGGAACUGAGGAAGGUAUGUUCCUUGCUCUGGACUUGGGUGGAACCAACUUCAGAGUUAUCCUUCUGGAGUUGUCUAAUGGUGCCCUUAUACGAGAAAAUGUGAAGCGCUAUCACAUACGAGAAGAGCUGAGGCUGGGUUGCGGAGAGCGACUCUUCGACUUCUUGGCAGAAUGUGUCAGUGAUUUUGUUCGAAGUCAGAAUCUCGGUGGAACAAGGUUGCCAUUAGGAUUUACUUUCUCAUUCCCCAUGAUCCAAAAGGGUCUGGAUGUUGGUAUUCUCUUGACAUGGACCAAGUCAUUCAACUGUCCAUCGGUGGUUGGUCGUGAUGCAGUUCAGAUGUUAAGGGAAGCCAUUAACAGACGUGGUGACACACAUGUAGAGGUUCUGGCAGUGCUCAAUGAUACAACUGGCACACUAAUACAGGGUGCUGUACUCGACAAGAAGACUGCAAUUGCCCUGAUACUGGGAACGGGGAGCAAUGCCUGCUAUAUAGAACGGGCUGAUAGAGUCCAGCACUGGGAAGGACAACGACAUGGGGAGAAAGAGGUUAUAAUUGAUAUUGAAUGGGGAGCAUUUGGAGAUAAUGGUGUGCUUGAUUUCAUCAAAACAGACUAUGAUCGCAAGGUUGAUGAGAACUCUCUCAUUACAAACUCCUUUACAUUUGAAAAAUAUAUUAGUGGCAAAUAUCUGGGUGAAAUCGUUCGUGUGAUUGUUGUGAAGCUUGUUGAAGACUGUGUUCUGUUUGGGGGGACAGUAUCUGAUGCACUCCUUACAACUGGAGCCUUCACCACUAGCUUUGUGUCGCUCAUAGAACAGGACACAGUGGGGAAUAACUGUGAAAACACACCAGAAAUUCUCGAUAAGCUCGGACUUUCAUAUAAUGCUGAUGACAUUGCUAUCAUGAAGUAUAUAUGUGAAACAGUGUCAAACCGAGCUGCAUUAUUAGUGUCUAUAUGUACAGCAACAUUGCUGGAGAGGUUGGAUCGUCCAGACACCACAAUUGCAGUAGAUGGCUCACUGUACAAAUAUCAUCCUCGCCUCAAAAGUUGGAUGAACAAGUACAUUCAUCUGCUAGCUCCAGAGAAGAAGUUCAAGCUCUUAUUAGCGGAGGAUGGCAGCGGCAAGGGAGCAGGACUUGUGGCAGCUAUAGCUCUCAGAUUAAAGCAGCGUUUUUCACAGACAUGACCUUCCAUGCAUCAUAUAGCCCUGCAAGUGACACAACUUUUGCUCUACUCAGUAACAAUAUGCGGUUCACAGGAAGCCAGUAAGAAUUAUAAAUGGCAAAUGACUUAGGAGAUGACUGUACAUCUGGGAAGAUGUUAUUUCUACCUCUAUGAAGUUGGAGACAAUUUGAGAACAGAUAAAGAGGAAUUCAAAUGUAACUGAUCCUAGUGUUGACUGGUCCUCAGACAAAGCUCUAGCCAUAUCUUUCUUUCAGAAAUAUUUUUGAAACAUAUUCAUUCUAUAAGUGGAUGAGGCUGGGUAUUUUUUCUUUCCUGUCAUACAAAUGCAGGUUUCUCUUCUUUUAAACAAGUUUUGUAGAAGAAAUUUUACUGAUGUGGGCUGACCCUAUUUGUAUAAAAGGUUCAUCAAACUCAGCACUCCUGCUUCAUAUUCAGAAGAUCCCACAUUUGAAACUAAACUUUUGAGGCACACUGUGUUUUUUUUAAUCUUAAGUCUGUCCAGCCAAAGGCUGGUUUAUUACCUUAAAGUAGGCCGUGACCAUUUCAUCCCAAAUUAUGAUCGAUUCUUUGUUCAUGGUCACCACUCAAUUUUCUACUGUUUCACUAAUAUAAUGUUACUUAACAUGAAUUGUUUUCAUGACUAAAGAAACAAAUCUGAAUUAAUCAGAUAUAAGGAGUUGUCCUUUUGUAUUAGAAUCCUUAGUUUUCUUCUUUCUGAAAGAAAUCAGUAUGUAAAUAUGAUCUUUAAAUAUUUUGUUACUUCCACAUCAAAAAGUUAUUCACAGUUGAAUGCAGCCAUGGCAAUCUCUGCUUGGGAAGCACUGUCACAUUCACUCUAAUAUAAAUGCUGGAACAAGAAUUUAUACCGCCAAUAGGCCCAAUUGCUUUCUGACAUCCAGCCAACAUUGCAAGGUACUUUGACAGUGAAGAGAUGAUGAUUUAUAUUUUGUGUGUUUGCUUCUUAUGGUGUUCCCUGAAAACAGUCAGUUAUGUACAAAUGUUUUAUUGUUUAAAUAAAAAUUCUAUUUUCAUGUUUGA
Cryptotermes secundus is the source of this 2730-nucleotide messenger RNA. Its product is annotated as hexokinase-2. Gene Ontology annotation, cellular component: mitochondrion; cytosol. The coding region runs from base 170 to 1693 and encodes 507 amino acids. NCBI's taxonomy places the organism in Eukaryota, Metazoa, Arthropoda, Insecta, Blattodea, Kalotermitidae. The transcript is spliced from 11 exons. The record is from RefSeq and is a predicted model, not a curated record. Gene Ontology annotation, biological process: glycolytic process; glucose 6-phosphate metabolic process; intracellular glucose homeostasis. Gene Ontology annotation, molecular function: ATP binding; fructokinase activity; glucokinase activity.